AUGGCGCCGUCAUCGUCCCUCGUCAAGAAGGCUUCGCCCACGAAGCAGCGCCGCCUGCCCCGCGCUCGCCGUUCUUCACAGCACAUCACCGCUUUGAGCCCCCAGCCCGAGGCGCUCCUUGGUGCCACCCUUCAUUGGGUCGACCACAUUGUGCCGGUCUUGCAGGAGCAGGAAGACGCCGUGGUCGCAACCUCAACGGCACCCAAGACGAAUCGUGCUACUCCCUCCGACGAGACCGUGGUGGUCCACGCUGGGGAGAAGGUAGGCAGCAUGGCGGGCACAGAUUCAAUCACGACACCGAUCGUGAGCGGCACGACACACUGGUUCAAGAACUCGGACGACCUCAUCGCGUUCAAGGAAGGCAGGCGCCACAGCUUUGAGUAUGGCCGCUACGGCAACCCCACCGUGAAGGUCCUGGAGGACAAGAUCAGCGCGCUCGAGAGGGCAGAGUCCACGCUGGUCACGUCCUCCGGCAUGAACGCCAUCGUCGCCACGCUACUUGCGCUCGUGCCGCCCAGUGCCGGCCACGUGGUGACCACGACCGAGUGCUACAGCGAGGCGCGUGCCUUCAUCCGCGACAAGCUCUCUAGGUUGGGCAUCAAGGUGACAUUCGUCGAGCUGAAUGACACGGAGACGCUCAAGGCCGUUCUUGACAAGGGCGACGUGACACUCUACUACACUGACUCUCCGACGAACCCCCAUCUCAAGUGCAUCGACAUUAAGCUCGUCGCGGAGCUGUGUCACCACAAAGGGGCUCUGGUAUGCAUCGACAGCACCCUCGCCUCACCCAUCAAUCAGAAGCCUCUCACCCUGGGGGCUGACAUCGUCGUGCACUCCGCCACAAAGUACAUCGCCGGCCAUCACGACGUCAUCGCAGGAUGCAUCAGUGGCUCCGAUGCGCUCAUCUCCAGGAUAAGAGUGUGGCAUCACGACAUCGGCGGCACCAUUAGUCCCGAUGCAGCCUACAUGAUAAUACGCGGCCUCAAGACGAUGGCGCUACGUGUGGACACGCAGAACCGUACUGCGUUGCGUAUGGCGCGCCUACUCGAGAACCAUCCAAUGAUUGAGCGAGUGUACUAUCCUGGGCUCACCACCAGCCCGUGGCACCACAUCGCCAAGAGCCAGAUGACCGGUUCUGGCGGCAUCAUAAGCUUCGAGGUGGCAUCGGACCUUCACGGUGUCAUGAGGUUCAUCGAUGCUCUGGAGAUACCCUUCAUCGCGAUGUCACUCGGUGGGUGUGAGAGCCUCGUGCAGCAGCCAGCGGUCAUGUCCUUCUGGGGUCAGAGUGGCGAGGAGAAGGCCAAUAAUGGGAUUAAGGACAACUUGGUGAGGUUUAGCUUUGGGAUUGAGAAGUUUGAGGAUCUCAAGGAUGACGUUCUCCAAGCCCUCAAGAAGAUUUAG
Aegilops tauschii subsp. strangulata is the source of this 1401-nucleotide messenger RNA. Its product is annotated as probable cystathionine gamma-synthase 2. NCBI's taxonomy places the organism in Eukaryota, Viridiplantae, Streptophyta, Magnoliopsida, Poales, Poaceae. Gene Ontology annotation, molecular function: pyridoxal phosphate binding; cystathionine gamma-synthase activity. Gene Ontology annotation, biological process: transsulfuration. Gene Ontology annotation, cellular component: chloroplast. The record is from RefSeq and is a predicted model, not a curated record.